Messenger RNA from Ectocarpus siliculosus, 1549 nucleotides. The record is from the annotation of a GenBank genome assembly. NCBI's taxonomy places the organism in Eukaryota, Phaeophyceae, Ectocarpales, Ectocarpaceae.
AUGUGCAUUUUGAUGGACACGGAGCACCCGCUUGUCCGGGAACAGACGGGGUUCUCAUGCGUGCGGAGUAUGAGGACGGCGUUCGGGUUGUCUGUGUCGGCCGACCUUAUGGGGCUCUUCGAGGACCCCGACCUUCUGGCGGCAAGCCGGCCUGUGCUGCCGUGGGAGCGGGGCCAGAAGCUCCUGAAGGGUGGCAGGAACGUCGAAGAGAUGGCAUUGCAAGCGAAAGAGAAGGCGGAGGCUCGACGGCGCUUGGUUGCGAGACAUGGGACCGGGGGGUUGGCGUGUGAGGUGACGCUUCUGGUGGAUUCCGUGGCGGACUCGAUCGUGUACCGGGAGAUCAGCACGAGACCCAUCAGGCGGAUGCUGUCCCUCCUGAAGAACAACUGGAGGCCAGAUAGAAUAGACGAUGUAAGGAGGAACGCCAACCUUGGCAUCAGGAGCGGCGAUUUCGGGGCGCGCCUGACGCACAACCACCAGACACAGUUCUACUUCGUCAUGCAGAGCCUCAUGCUGUGGUUGGAGGUGACCGACAACAUGCUGGAUCUGUGGGCGGCCGGAGAGAAGGAUAUGCUGGAAGAGGACAACCAGUACAGGCUCAGCAACACGGGGCAGGGGCUUCAGAGAGUCCAGGUGGGCUCCGCCGUGGUGCACCUGGGGGACAGCUGCGUCCCCAACGCGCUGACCUUCCUCGACAAGUAUUCCCAAGUGCCGUGGAUUCUCAACCCGAUCCUUCAGGCUUUGGACUACCUGACAGACCUCGACGAGGGAUCAGACCCCGUGGUGCUGGAGUACAUCAAGGGCCGGUGGGGGAACGUCGAGUACGCCCAGCGCUACAUUCUGAGAAAUUUCUUCCGCUUCGGGUUCGAUGGAUCCGGCGGGGACAACAACUACGAUGCCGGCAGCUGCGUGGAUGGACGGUUGACCAGCGCCUGGAACUGGUGCAGCAAGAUUGAGAAGAAGUCCUUCGUUAACGUCUUCAAGCUCAGCGGCUUCUCUGGCUUCGACGGAGACUUCAGCCGCUGAUACUUCCAGCCUUGUGUGAACCAUUCUCCUGGUGAAUUUUCUGCAGCGCGUAUGCUGUGUCCACAUACGGCGUCUCGGUCCUCGUUGCGAUAUCUGAACGUCAAGGUGCUCCGAUGCCCGGGUGGGCGGGUGUUGAGGCGUCCACAGGUAGUCCGUUGUUGCAGCUGGCUUUACUCGCUGAGAUCCCGACUGGUGCAGGACAAAGUUCCGUUCAGAAAUGUUCGUGGAAAGCAAGGCUUUAGCAACGGCGUUUAGGGAUGCCCAGCGAUAGUUAUUCAAAGGCUGUACUUCGUUGCUGCCUGCAAGUGGCGAAAAGCACAAGGACCGGCUGGGAACUGGGCGGUUCACUGAGUUUUUUUGGGACUUGUGCAUGCUGCGAUAUUGUCGUUAAUGUUGUGAGAGUUUUCGCAGCUUUGACGGCGGAACGUUGGCUGCGCAAUGAAUUGCGUGGCAUGUCACGCUUCUACGCAGGGAGACGGCCGUACGAUGCACACCCAUGACUCCCACAUUGCCGAGCGCGUCC